This is a messenger RNA of Nipponia nippon (crested ibis), 1362 nucleotides long. RefSeq names its product MANSC domain containing 1 (gene MANSC1). NCBI's taxonomy places the organism in Eukaryota, Metazoa, Chordata, Aves, Pelecaniformes, Threskiornithidae. The record is from RefSeq and is a predicted model, not a curated record.
AUGUCUCCCGCCAGCAGCCGGUGGCCGGUGUGCCUGCUGGUGGUCACCUGCGUGAUGCCCGGACCGGCCCGGAGUCAGCAGUGCUCCGCGGAGAAAAUGGAAAAUACCAUCGUCGAUAUAAACUUAUCGCUGCCCAGAGGCGUCAGGGGCGCAGAGCCGGGGUACGCCCCAACCCCGGCGGCUUGCCUUCGCGCCUGCUGCUCGGGGGAGAAGCUGCCAGGAGACAAGAAGUGUAAUUUGAUGAUUUUUCAUGCUCGAAGUACGAGCGCGCGUCCAAACUGCUACCUGUUUUACUGCCCGAGCACAGAGGCCUGUCCAAUGAAACCGGCAACAGAAUUUGUGAGCUACAAGAUAACUAGAGACACCCAUGCCCUGGAGGAUACAUCCUUCAAAAGUGAGGACUUUUCUUCAAAUGGGUAUUCUUUGUCUUCGGAGGCUGGACACUUUAUUUCUCCCAGUCAGACUAGCCAUCAGAAUCGUACCGCUGCUUUGCGACAAUCUGUCUUUCAUCAGGCAUCGGAACUCCCGAGCCACGCAGCCGAGCAUUUAGACAACAGCGCGUUUCGUACAGUUUUUCCUGAAUCUCAAAAGGCAAAACAUCCUGAGAGCUUAGACCCCAUCCCGAGGCAGAAAGUAAUUAACCUGCCGUCACAUACGUCUUCUGCUGUUCGAAUUGGAAACCCCUCUGCUUUGUUCCCCACCACUCAUUCUAGCGUUCCUGAACCCAGCAGAGCUACUCUUACUCCUCUGCCUACAAGUACCACCAGGCUGCAAUCUCAUACAACCCCUGUGCCUACUGGUGGUGCUAAACCUACUGCUGUCACCAGCACCACCACAGCUACCUUUCCGCCUACUGCGAACACUAGAGGUAAACCUGGUAUCCCUGCUGCCACCAUCGCUGUUACUCAUGUUCCUCUUUCCAGUCCCACAACUUCUGCUUCAGCUCCAACAACCCAGCGCGUGACUGCGAGUUCCAGAUCUGCUACUGCCCCAUCAGGGCGAAGAACUCCAGCCAUGCCUCCUGAGCCAACAGCUGUCUCUUCCAACGAUACCAGCCGCGUUACCCUCCUCUCUUUUUCAGGUUUCGCUCUGUCUACUAGUGAUUCCCCCACGGCUUCCCAAAACGACCCUCAGGGUUAUGACCCAUCUGAUUCAGAAAGCUACCUGCCAGAGAGUGUUCUGAGAGGGAAAGGUGUUGUUCAGCUGGGAGAAAAAAGCAGCCUUGUAGCGGCUUUGCUUUUUGGGAUGAUAUUCUUGUUACUAGUUAUUGCACUGACGGGGAAGAAAAUACACGAAUCUCUUCAGAAGAGGCAUUAUACCAGGCUGGAUUACUUGAUCAAUGGAAUGUAUUCUGAUGUAUGA